GAUGGUUAUGUGGCAUGCAAAUUAACGGUUACAUCCAGGUCUCCUUCACCGGAGAGCUCUGACGCUCCUCCAUAUACACGUCGCAGGUCGGCAUCUCCACCACCCAGGACUCGAUUGGUUGAGGUUCCCAAAGUCCAGGAUGCUGACCCCGAGCGGCGCGCAGAACGAGAGCGUGCGCUGGCUGCCCGUGUUGCAGCCAUGGAGUUGGAGAAGCUGGAGAAGGGCGAAGACAAGGGCAAGGGGAAGGAGAGGGAGAAGGACCUCGAUGCAAGAGCAGAGUUCGCCAAGCUCACGAACACCCGCUCUGGCGGCGUGUACAUGCCGCCUGCCCGCCUUCGUGCUCUUCAAGAAGCCGCUGCCAAGGACAAGACCAGCGCAGAAUACCAGCGACUCUCGUGGGAUGCGCUGCGCAAGUCUAUCACCGGUAUUGUCAAUCGAGUCAACGUUCUGAACAUCAAAAACGUCCUCCCCGAACUGUUUCAGGAGAAUCUUAUUCAUGGUCGUGGGCUGUUUGCUAGGAGCAUCAUGAAGGCUCAAGCUGCCAGUUUGCCCUUCACACCCGUAUUCGCUGCUCUCGUCGCUGUCAUCAACACGAAGCUGCCUCAGGUGGGAGAGCUGGUGGUCACCCGUUUGAUCAGUCAGUUCAGGAGGUCAUUCAAGCGUAAUGACAAGACUGUAUGUCAUUCUACCACUACCUUCGUCGCCCACCUCGUGAACCAGCAAGUCGCUCACGAGAUUCUCGCUCUUCAAAUCCUGAUCCUUCUGCUUGAACGCCCUACCGACGACUCCAUCGAAAUCGCUGUCGGCUUUAUGCGCGAAGUUGGUGCAUUCCUCACGGAGAACUCACCCAAAGCCAACGCUUCCGUCUUCGAGCGCUUUCGUGCUGUGCUCAACGAGGGUGCCAUUAGCCACCGUGUACAGUACAUGAUCGAAGUCCUCAUGCAGGUUCGGAAGGACAAGUUCAAGGACAAUCCCAUUAUCCCCGAAGGCUUAGACUUGGUCGAGGAGGAUGAGCAGAUCACUCACCAGGUCUCUCUUGAGGACGAACUUCAGGUCCAGGAAGGUCUCAACAUUUUCAAGCUGGACCCGAACUACUUGGAGAACGAAGAGAAGUAUAAAGCCAUCAAGGCUGAAAUUUUAGGCGAAGACGAUGAAGACGACGAGUCCGGUUCUGAAGAGGAGUCCGAAGAGGACUCUGACCAGGAGGAAGCUGUUGAGGAGAAGGAGGGCAUCGAAGACAGGACCGAGACCAACUUGGUCAAUCUUCGACGUGUCAUCUACUUGACCAUCAUGAACGCGCUGAACUACGAGGAAGCCGUCCACAAGUUGCUGAAGGUGCAACUGAAGGAGGGCCAAGAGAUCGAGUUGUGCAAAAUGAUCAUCGAAUGUUGCUCGCAGGAACGAUCGUACUCGACGUUCUACGGUUUAAUUGGAGAGCGUUUCUGCAAGCUGAACCGGGUUUGGAACGAAUCAUUCGAGCUCGCUUUCACGGACUACUAUACCACUAUUCACCGAUACGAAACAAAUCGUCUCCGGAACAUCGCUCGUUUCUUCGGCCAUCUCUUCUGCACCGACUCCAUCUCAUGGGGCGUCAUGGAAUGCGUUAGGCUCGCCGAAGAUGAUACGACUUCCAGCAGCCGUAUCUUCCUGAAGAUCAUGCUCCAGGAGAUGACGGAGUCCAUGGGCCUGAAGAUGGUUGCGGAGCGCUUCAAGGACGACGAGAUCCGGAGGGUGUGCAAUAGCAUGUUCCCCAUGGACAACCCGAAGGACACCCGGUUCGCCAUCAACUAUUUCACAAGUAUUGGUCUUGGUGUCGUGACAGAGGAGAUGCGUGAGCAUCUGAAGAAUGCGCCGAGAAUCAUAAUGGAGCAGCGCAGGGCUAUGCUCGAGAACGAAUCUUCAUCUUCUGACGCAACAGACUCGGAUUCGGACUCGGACUCGGACACCGACUCUAGUUCCGACUCGGACUCGUCCCCCAGCGAUACCGAUUCUGACGACUCCCGACGCUCCAACCGCCGCCGCCGCUCGCCCUCACGAAACGGCCGCGGACGUGACGAUCCGCCGUCCCCACCGCCUCGUUCCGGCCGCCGCUCACCCUCGCCGCCUCACCGUCGACCUGACGACGACCGCAACAGGCGCAGGGACGACCGGGACCGUGAUCGGGACCGCGAUGAUGACCGGUACAGGUCGCGCAGAGACUCGCCGCCGCCCCGCCGACGGGACCAUAGCCCGGACCGCAGAGACCGCGAGCGCAGCCGCCACCGCUCGCCUAUGCGUUCGCCGUCGCCACCGCCGAGAGCACGCCGCGACAGGUCUCGCUCGCGUUCAGUUACGCCGCCGCGCCGUCGAGAGGGCGGGCGAGAUGGUUACGACAGGAAGGAUAGACCCCGGGAUGACUACCGCGAGCGCAAGAGGUAUUCGAAGUCGCCGUCUCGCGACCGGUAUGGUGGUCGUGACUCGAGGCGGUGAGGCUGCUCCUGUAUAAUUACUGUAGGCGUAUCUUGAGCCAUCUGCUUAUCGGUGGUACAGUUAGCGCUUUCUAUCAUGUGCAUACUUUCUCGUGAUAUCUGCUAACUUCGCGGUUCGUUCUAACCAGAAGAUGUCAUUCUCGCCACUGUGUUUCAGAGAUAGAGCUGC
Messenger RNA from Phanerochaete carnosa HHB-10118-sp, 2637 nucleotides. RefSeq lists its product as uncharacterized. The coding region runs from base 199 to 2469 and encodes 756 amino acids. Gene Ontology annotation, cellular component: catalytic step 2 spliceosome. Lineage: Eukaryota; Fungi; Basidiomycota; Agaricomycetes; Polyporales; Phanerochaetaceae. Gene Ontology annotation, molecular function: protein binding; RNA binding. Gene Ontology annotation, biological process: mRNA splicing, via spliceosome. The record is from RefSeq and is a predicted model, not a curated record. The transcript is spliced from 4 exons.